AUGGUCGCCCUAUUGGAAAUGGGUCCUACAGUCAUAUUAAGACAUGAUAUCAGGACAUUCUUCGCACUUGGCAGCCACCCUGGACUCAUUCCGCCACGCGAUGCGACAUCUACUGGACUAAGCAUAGCAGCUGAGCUCCUCAUGGGCGAUGUAGUUCUUCUACACAGAAGCAGCGACGCGGGAGCUUGCUAUUCUAUUGCUGUUGUUGAUCCCUGCAAGUCCGGCUUGGCAGAAUCUCCCCAUCACUCCCGUCAUGAAGUAUCACGGUAUCUACCUAUCACUCUUCUCACCAUAUUGAGAACUUUUGACCUCAGCAUAGGCUGCAUCAAGAUAUUGGCCUGCGUUAUUCAUAUUACGGCUUAUUCGCAGUCGUUUCAGGACAGCGCCAUCGAGCCACGAGCGGAUUCCCAUUCGGCCCCCCUAAUUCCCCCAGCAGCCACGAGCAGAAGAGCAAGAGUGCGCAUAGGUUGCAAAGAGCAGGAGACGUUCACAAGUGGCGAGCGUGAAGAGCUCGAACGUGAUUACAGCGGCGCAGUAAGGUCCGGAAUCAAAGCGGUGAGGCUGCACUGUGAGCCGAUGAGAUGCAGCAUUCGAGGAGUGCAGUGGCGCGAUGAUACUGUAUGCUCCUGCAAACUGGAAAUGGGCUCAAGCUACAGCCACAGUAGUGCAUUCAAGACGUUCCAUAUAGGAGCAGCUUCCGGUCGUCGCCUGCAGAACUGGAGACUCACCUGCCAUGCUGGGACCAGUGAUUGUAUAGUAUCAGGUCGGAAGAGGCUCCCACCAAAUAAUCGAGCUUCUUCCUCACCGAGCAGAAAUCCACCACUACGUUAUGCAACAUGUACCGUGUACCUGCGUAGUGCGACCGCGUGUGUAACUUGCCUACUCCCGCAUCGGUUCCGGAAGAAUGGCAUCGGUAUCGACUCACAUGCUCAACAGGGUUCCUUAUUUGACAAUACCGGGCGUGGCAGCAACUUGCGGCAGCGACCCUCAUUCGCACUGAGACCAUUCUUGACUGCCCAGGAGUUUUGGUGCUUUUCACUGACGUCGUUGAAGCAUUCCUCUCGUGCCAAGGGAGCACUGCGUUUCCGUAAGCGAUGCGCAUCAAUCAUGAUGGCGUUGCCACGGUCUAUUCUUGGGCGCCAUCUAUCGAAGCGCCAAGCACUGUGGAAUAUGCAGCGAAGCUUGGGAAAAAAUCAUUGGACGCUUUGCGGCUGGAUUGAGACGGAAUUACAUUUCGCAGAAGAAGUUGAAGCCACACCGAAACCAAUACCUGCUCAAAUCAGAUAUAUUUGGACUUGGCCUAUAAUCACGGGUCAACAUUCAAAAGCGGCCAUCUUUUCGCAUCGAGCACUUUUCCUCAUCCUACAAACGAGGCAACCUUCCUACUCCAACGACAGUUCGAACAUCAAGCCCUCAGGCACAUUAGCCUUGCUCAUCUGGAACAAUGUCUCUCAUCAAUACCAUCGGACAACGAUUCAACGAAUGAGCAAUCAACCACAUCCGCCAAGUCAUUCAUCCUUCGUCAAGAGAUGCUCACAACUUGCACAUGGAAGGCGAAGAUCGGUCCAGUCCACGAUCUCGGCUGCCAGAGCCCCGACAAUAGCACAAUCGAGCAACGAAGACUUUCUCGAGUCGGCAAUGGAGACAGCUGUUGGAACUCUGGUUUGCGGACCAAGCAUGGCAGCGGAAGAAGUGGAACUUGGCUACAAUCAUGACCUUCUCGACGAGACCACACCCGGAGUAUGGGUGCAUAUACAGGCCGAGAUCGUGGAAUUGAAUGGCACAAACUGGAUACAAGCAUCAAUCACGAGCAAAGCUGAGCCCUACGAACGUCCGGAGGUAUAUGCUUUCGGACGAUGGCAACUGGCGACUCGGCGUUCUGAAGAACUGAGACCAUGCUCAGACCCAGCGAGCCAUUUUAAUCUUAAUGACUUGGAUAAUGGCCAAAAGACGGUAGAAGACUCCGAAGUAGUUGUAUAUACCUCACAGUCAGCAAUACAGCCAGCGCACACUAGCAAAUCGGAUCUGGUCCACACGCUUGAAUCAUCGGCUUUGAGCCAAUCUUUGCUCUCCUGCAUCAGAUCCUACGACGAGCAGAACACUAACUGUUGUCAGCUCAACUACAGCAAUAUGAUAGAUGAGAUGAAGUGGAUGAGUAUGAAAGCCAGUCAUUGUGCGGGAUCUCAUGAUUAUGAUUGCUACACAUACCGUACAUCUCGCACAUCGUUAAUCUCUCGUUCCACACCUACGCCUUCAAACAUAUCUAGAAUCCGAUACAACCUUGCUUCCCAUCGGACUCAGACAUUCAAACACCUGGCCAAACCAACCGACAUAUACACGAUGAUCACUCCGACUCUCUUCUCCGUCUUGCUUGCCACAAUGCCACUGGCCUGGACACACAACUCUCGGACAACCCCAUGUACUUCGACCAUAACGCAUCAUCCCUCCGGCUGCUGCCCGCAACAAGCUGCUCACACUACGACAUUCUACACUGAUUGCCACAACUGCUCCUUGGACAUUGUUACCAAAGGUCCACAAUGUCUAAUCGUCUGCCCAAUCUCUCAGGCUAUAGAUAAGGACGCGACUACAACCUUGACCAAAUCGAAGCGCUAUGAGGAGGUUGUGGAGUUGGACGGAGGAGUAGGUUAUAUGAUAUGUGCUUCUCUAACAGCGCCUGUGACGAGAAUUGUUGAAUUGUGCGCACAAUGCGUAGCGCUUCAGCUUCAGCUGAGCAAAAGCGCUACUACACAGCGUAACCCGCUUUUCUUCAGCGUGGCUGUUAUCGACACCUCACUUGGUUCUACAUAUGUCUGGAAGCUGAGGCGCAAAUAUGAAUAUGCGAUGCGACGCGACCCAAGCCGCAAGCAGAGAAAGACUGAAAGUCCUCAUCAAGGCUCACCUUCUCUUCCCGACUUGCAACACCGAACAGCUUCGCCAUCAUGUCUUCAGUCCAUCGUCCAGCCAAAAUCCCCAGAAAAGAAAAAAAAAAGAAACAUCCAAGGACCUACGAAUGGACCUUCGCUCGCUGCCUCGACGCCUCCGGUCUCCCAUUAUCAUCAUCAUCAACAUUCUCCAUCCCGGACGCAGCUACAAAUCAAUGCCUCUAUAGGAAUUACGCAAAUGCAGGAUGAAGUCUUCAAACAAGUUGGGAUCCGGGAUCAAUUUAGCGGGAUAGAUGUCGUGAUCACGAACAGCGUUGUCCGAGAUGAUGAGUCGGUCGGUCGCUUUGGAAUCUUAUAUCGUACCGAUAAAUUUGAGUCUGGAAAUCCGGAUAAGUUGUCGAAGGGAAUGGGGAUGGUGAGUUUUUUUUUCGGGCUGGUGAUGGGAUGGGGAAUCGUGCGUGCCUUUCUGACUGAGGAGUUAUGCGGUCUGGGGAGUUCUGCCACGACGGUGUCGGCGGCUGAUGAGACGGACACAUCAUCGUCAGAUCAGUCGAGUCCAGCAGAAACAGAAACUUUUGCUCCUAGAGCUGGUCAGCCUACAUCGACUACAAAACCUGGCACUGCAACUGCUUCUUCGAGCGGUACUGAAACAGUCUUGGCAUUCUCUUGCAGCGGAAGAGUGUUCGAGCAUACAAAGGCACUAUUCGAAUACGACUACGAAGCUGAUACUGUUAGGGUGUAUAGAAGUUCAGAAUCUAUCCAAUCUCUGUGCGAAAAUGACCUGGUCGGACUCGCUCCUCAUGCAGAAGACGAAAAGUCUUGGGGCAUGUUCGACUUCCUACCUAUAGUCCUCAACUCCCCUCCUCUACGACUAGACCAUUUAUUCACAAGUUUUGAAGAUGUAUCCAAAGAAGCAGGGGAGAAUUUUAACGGACGAGGUGCACUUCAGCGCCGCGAAAACUCAGAGCAGAGCAUAGAAAUACACGCAGACCUCGACGAGGGUAAAGCGGAGGCGGUGACAGUCAUUCCAAGACCCAUAACUAAGACUCGACUCGACCACAUGGUUCUUUGGCCCCCUUGCGAACCUUCCUUCCGUCUUUGUCGUGCUGUAACCACUGCCGCGACCCGCCUAACCCUGCGCACGGACCUGAUCCACUUCAAAAAACUACACUUACCUAGUGCAGAGCCAUUUUCCAUCCCAUCCCUCCAACGGCAUCAUAGGAUCGCAAAAUUAAUUAAAAACCACCCUCCUACCUCUCUCCCUCUCUCCCUCUCCCUCUCCCUCUCCCACCAACAAAACCAAAACCAAAAAAUGAAAUCCACAUUCUACUACCUCCUCUUCCUCCUCCUCCCAGCCCUAACAAUCGCCAAACCCAAACCCAUCAUGGUCCCAGCCGGCAGCAGCCCCAACUUCAACUGUCCACUACCCGGCAAGACCGGAAAAAGUUGCAAAAGUGGCAGCGACUGCCUCUACCCGAACCCUAGUUUGGAGGCGCGUCCGAUGAAAUGUGAGAAAGGGAGUAGGUGGAUUCAGGGGAAGAAGAAGUGGUGGGGAACGGGCAUGGGGAUGGAGACUUGUAGGAGUAGGAGGAGGACUGUGGGAGGGGAGGGGAGGGGUUGUUGGAAGAAGAAGAAGAAGAAGGCGGGGUCUGGAUAUCAAGUUUGA
Pseudocercospora fijiensis CIRAD86 is the source of this 4548-nucleotide messenger RNA. RefSeq lists its product as uncharacterized. The coding region runs from base 1 to 4548 and encodes 1515 amino acids. The transcript has 38 exons. NCBI's taxonomy places the organism in Eukaryota, Fungi, Ascomycota, Dothideomycetes, Mycosphaerellales, Mycosphaerellaceae. The record is from RefSeq and is a predicted model, not a curated record.